CAGGUACAUUUCCUACCCGGACCAAUCCGAUCUUCCCUUGGUCUUUUUUUACUUCGUAUGAUGAACAUAGGGAUUUCUUAACUGACUGACCCCUUUGUCCACCAAGGUUCUCUUUCAUACAAGGUACCUAAGUUCUAUCUGCUUCGGGGAUUACUUACAAUACUUACAAAGGAGGUACCGUACUUCGCGUCGUGAACAUGAAGCUCAAGGGAACCCGGGAGGCGAGUCAUGCGGAUAGCUGGUACGACGGGAAUCCGAAUAGCUUAUCCAGCCAGCUCGACAGCUUCCUCGGUGAUGUCCCAAGCUCUAUCGACGACAGUGGUCUCCCAAUUCCUGGUGCCAAAGUCGUGAUCGCACCGCAUGCGGGCUAUUCGUACUCAGGACCCUGCGCAGCCUGGGCGUAUAAGUGUCUCGACCUCAGCAAAGCCAAGCGAGUCUUCAUCCUGGGGCCUUCGCACACGUACUAUCUCCGCGGAUGCGCCCUUACCAAGUUCGCCAAGUACGAGACGCCCUUUGGCGACCUGACCGUCGACGAGCAUGUCGUCCAGCAGCUGUGCGACACGGGCAAGUUCCAAGACAUCCCCAGCCGAGGAGACGUAGACGAGCACUCGCUCGAGAUGCACCUCCCGUUUCUCUACAAGCGGAUCACGCAGACGUUCGCCUCCGAAGCCGAGUACCCUACCAUCGUGCCCGUACUCGUCGGGGAUAACAACGGGCCGGAGGAGAAGGCGUUCGGCGAGCUGCUGGCGCCGUACCUGCGAGACCCGGACAACGCGUUCGUCGUGAGCUCCGACUUCUGCCACUGGGGGUCGCGGUUCAGCUACACGGCCUACGCGCCGGAGGGAAAGGUCGACGAGCUGCAGUCUCUGAGCCGCAGAACGCCCAAGCCGACGAACCCGCCUAUACACGAGAGCAUCAAGCAGGUCGACCAGCUGGCCAUGGACGCCGUCGCAUCGGGCGACCACGACAAGUUUGUCGGUAACCUCCGACGCACCAAGAAUACCGUCUGCGGACGCCACCCUAUCGGCGUGGUGAUGGCGGCCCUGGAAGCGCUAGCGGAGGAGAAGCCGGACCCGGACAAGUAUCGGUUCAAAUUCGUGCAGUACCAGCGCAGCAGCUUGGUGGAAGAUGUCACAGACUCGAGCGUGAGCUACGCGUCUGCAUACGCGAUCGUCUGAUAGACGAUAAAGAAAGAGAAUAAGAAUUUGGGGAAAGGGGAUUGAGG
This is a messenger RNA of Daldinia caldariorum, 1225 nucleotides long. RefSeq names its product UPF0103-domain-containing protein. The record is from RefSeq and is a predicted model, not a curated record. The transcript is spliced from 2 exons. Lineage: Eukaryota; Fungi; Ascomycota; Sordariomycetes; Xylariales; Hypoxylaceae. The coding region runs from base 198 to 1178 and encodes 326 amino acids.